Iphiclides podalirius (scarce swallowtail) is the source of this 2046-nucleotide messenger RNA. Lineage: Eukaryota; Metazoa; Arthropoda; Insecta; Lepidoptera; Papilionidae. The record is from the annotation of a GenBank genome assembly.
AUGAAUGUUACGUUAACCAGCUUGGAAGCUUUAAUUUUGAAAGCAACCCACGAAUCCCAGCCACAUCCAGAUGCCGCUGCCCUAGAAGCGUUCUGUACGAUAAUGAAAGAUUCACCAGACGGUCCGCAGCUAGCCGCUCAAGCGUUAGCUGCUCGUAUUCACUCUAAAAACGAACGUGAAGCUCUGCUUGCACUUUCGAUGCUGGAUCGUUGUAUGCGGCGUUGCGAUGUCAAUUUUCAUGCUGAAGUAGGAAAGUUUCGAUUUUUAAAUGAAAUGAUAAAAUUAGUUUCUCCUAAAUAUUUAGCAGAUAGAACAUCACCUGAAGUUCAGACUAGAAUUCUGCAGUUAUUACAUGCAUGGUCAUUAGAAUACCCUAAAGAGACUAAAUUUAAAGUAGCCUAUGAUAUGUUAAAAAAUCAGGGUGUAGUCAAAGAAACACCACCCCCAUUACCUCCAGAGGACACACCUUGGCAAUUGCGUCAGAGAGCUAAAAAUGCUAUCUUUGAAGAUGAGGAGAAAUCUAAGUUAUUGCAGAAAUUGUUGCAAAGCAAGAAACCAGAGGAUCUACAACAUGCAAAUAGGUUGAUUAAAACAAUGGUUAAAGAGGAAGAACGUCGUAAUGAGGUUAAUAGCCGAAGAGCUCAGGAAGUGAAUGCAGUAUUGGAUAGUGCUGGAUUGUUGCGCGACAUGCUGAAUCACGCCACUGAAGCUUCACCUGAUGAGGAGCAGCUGAUUCAUGAGCUUUAUGCCAGCUGCUCUCGACUGAGACCCGCUUUGCAGCGCCUUGCUAUAUCUGACUCGCAAAAUGAACACUUAAGUGACAUUCUUCAUGCAAAUGAUGUGUUAGCUGAAGUAUUUGAAAAAUACCAUGCUUUUGUUGCUGAAAAGAAGGCCAAGGUUAAAAAAGGUUUGAAAAAAUAUGCAACAACAAAUAGUGACACUCUUCUAGAUUUCGCAGGAGCGACAAGAAAUCCAAACAUGGGAAACAAUAGAAAUAUGUUAGCUAAAUCUAAUGUAAUAGAUGAAUUAGGUGAUAUUUUUUCUAAUGAAAGUGGAUCACAGAAUAUAGCAGAGCCCUUAAAACCUGUUACCCUACUACAUAAUGACGACAUUGAUCUCUUAGGUGCUAAGAAUAAAGCUGAGGGUUGGAAUGAAUUAGAUAGCCUUGGAGAACAAUUGUUAAAACAAUCCUUACCAGAAAACGCCAAGCGUAUUGACAAUUUUAAUAGUAAACAAUCAAAGAAAAUUCCUAUGAAUGCUUUGGAAAAAUCUUCACCUAAGCAUGACUCGCCACCAGCGAAUAAUGGUGCAUUGUUUGAUUUAGAUUUCUUGAUCAAGAAAUCUGAUGAAAAGCCCGACUCCCCUGAGAUGUCGCAAACCACCGAAGCACUACUUAAUGACGAUGUUAUGGUGGACAUAAGCACAAAUACAAUUAAUAGGGCAGAUUUAAAUAAAACCUCAAAAGCAGCAGACAAUUCAAUGGAUGCUAUUUUGGAUCUUGGUUUGCCUGAAGGAAAUAAAGUAAAACAUGUCAACACAGAGUCACCGACAGCUAAUUUGGCUGAAAACCAUUUGAUUCCAGAACAUAAAGAAACUGCCAGGAAUACCAAAAUAAAGGAGGUUAAACCACUGAAUGACAUCAAUGUAACACUACAAAGCAUACAUCCAAGUAAAGUACCACCAUUAACUGUUUUUGAGGAGGAGGAUGGGGUGACUGUCGUUUUACAUUUCUGUAAGGACAAACCCCGCUCCGACGUAAAUGUGAUCGUUAUUUCAACGACAAGCAAGAAUGGCUCACCCAUCGAAGAUUAUAAGUUCCAAGCAGUCUUACCAAAGGGCUGCAAGGUGCGACUGCUUCCAGCGUCGGGCACGUCGCUGCCCGCCUACAACCCGUUCCUGCCGCCGCCGGCGCUGACGCAGGUGAUGCUGUUGGCUCGUCCACCCACAGUAUCCCAAGUCGACCUGAAGUUCGUCAUCACUUACACCUGCGAGGACGAGACCUACUCGGAGAUGGGCGAGGCGAUCGAUCUGCCCCUCGACGCCAUA